Molecule: messenger RNA, 2172 nt
Organism: Trichosurus vulpecula (common brushtail)
Lineage: Eukaryota; Metazoa; Chordata; Mammalia; Diprotodontia; Phalangeridae
Gene: SLC6A7
Product: solute carrier family 6 member 7
Exons: 14
Coding region: 45-1952 (635 amino acids)
Biological process (GO): sodium ion transmembrane transport
Cellular component (GO): membrane
Molecular function (GO): L-proline transmembrane transporter activity
Source: RefSeq, a predicted model, not a curated record
GGAGGCGUGCGAAGGAGCAUCUGGCCGGUCCCGGGCCCUGCAGGAUGAAGCGGCGCCAGGCAUCCCACCUGGGCGAGCCUGUGACCCCAGAUCUACUGAUGACCCCUAGUGAUCAGGGUGAUGGAGACUUGGAAGCAGACUUUACUGCAGACCGUGGAAACUGGACAGGGAAGCUGGACUUCCUUCUCUCCUGCAUCGGCUAUUGUGUGGGCCUAGGCAAUGUCUGGCGCUUCCCCUAUCGUGCUUACACCAACGGAGGAGGUGCCUUUCUUGUGCCCUAUUUCAUCAUGCUGACCAUCUGUGGCAUCCCUCUCUUCUUCCUGGAGCUUUCCCUGGGCCAGUUCUCUAGCUUGGGUCCACUUGCUGUCUGGAAGAUCAGCCCUCUCUUCAAAGGUGUUGGCGUGGCCAUGCUCAUCAUCGUCUCCCUGGUGGCCAUCUAUUACAACAUGAUCAUCGCCUACGUCUUGUUCUACCUCUUCGCCUCCCUAACCAGCGACCUGCCCUGGCAACACUGUGGUAAUUGGUGGAACACGGACCUCUGCCUGGACCACCAUGCAAUGAGAGAAGCAAACGGCACGCUGCCCCUCAACAUCUCCAACACCGUGAGCCCCAGCGAGGAGUACUGGAGCCGAUAUGUCCUCCACAUCCAAGGGAGCACAGGCAUUGGAGAUCCAGGUGAGAUUCAGUGGAAACUCUGUCUCUGCCUCUUACUGUCCUGGGUCAUCGUCUUCCUCUGCAUCCUCAAGGGAGUAAAAUCCUCUGGCAAGGUGGUGUAUUUUACAGCCACCUUCCCAUACCUCAUCCUCCUCAUGCUGCUAAUUCGGGGGCUGACACUUCAGGGUGCCUGGAGAGGGAUCCAGUUCUAUCUCACACCCCAGUUUGAUCACCUUCUAACCUCCAAGGUAUGGAUUGAGGCAGCCUUGCAGAUCUUCUAUUCCCUGGGGGUGGGCUUUGGGGGCCUCCUUACUUUUGCCUCUUACAACACCUUUCACCAAAAUAUCUACAGAGACACAUUCAUUGUCACCUUGGGCAAUGCAAUCACCAGCAUUCUGGCUGGCUUUGCCAUCUUCUCCGUACUGGGCUACAUGUCUCAGGAGCUGGGAGUCCCUGUGGACCAGGUGGCCAAAGCAGGGCCUGGCCUGGCAUUUGUGGUCUACCCCCAGGCCAUGACGAUGCUCCCCCUGUCACCAUUCUGGUCUUUUCUCUUCUUUUUCAUGCUGCUGACCCUGGGCCUGGAUAGUCAGUUUGCCUUCCUAGAAACCAUCGUGACCGCUUUGACAGAUGAAUUCCCUUACUACCUCCGGCCCAAGAAGGCCAUCUUCUCCGGCACCAUCUGUGUGGCCAUGUUUCUGAUGGGCCUCAUCCUCACGACGGACGGAGGCAUGUACUGGCUGGUCCUGCUGGAUGACUACAGUGCUGGCUUUGGGCUCAUGGUGGUGGUGAUCACAACCUGCCUCACGGUUACCCGUGUGUACGGUAUCCAAAGGUUUUGUCGGGACAUUCACAUGAUGUUGGGCUUCAAACCUGGUCUGUAUUUUAAGGCCUGUUGGAUGUUCCUGUCUCCAGCCACCCUGAUGGCUCUGCUAGUAUACAGCGUUGUGAAAUACCAACCCUCGGAAUACGGCACUUACCAGUUCCCAUACUGGGCUGAGCUCCUGGGGAUUCUGAUGGGCCUCCUGUCUUGCAUAGUGAUUCCUGCUUGCAUGCUAGCUGCUGUGCUCAAGGAAGAGGGGACACUGUGGGAGAGGAUCCAGCAAGCCAGCCGUCCAGCCAUGGACUGGGGUCCUUCUCUGGAGGAGAACAGGACAGGCAUGUAUGUGGCCACCCUGGCGGGUAGCCAGUCCCCCAAGCCUCUGAUGGUCCACAUGAGGAAAUAUGGUGGCAUCACCAGCUUCGAGAACACAGCCAUUGAGGUGGACCGGGAGAUUGAAGAAGAGGAGUCCAUGAUGUGAGGGCUGGGGAGCAGGGCCCCUGGGACAGAGGAUUGCUGAGGGCAGUGCUAUGGGCCCCACGGGCCCUCCCCCUUGAGCAGGGUAAUACCGUGAGUCUGAAACUUCUGUCCCAGGGCCUAGAGGCUGUGUGUGGAUGUGUUCCUGUGGGUCCCUGGGAGUCAAUGGGACAGGAUGAUCUUUUCUGUCUAAGGUGUGGUCAGAAAUCAGGCCCUGUCCUGCU